UAAAUGGAAUGAUGAUUGGCUUGGCGACUUACAUUUUGAGGGCAUUCGACGUACACCCGAUAAUCCUUACACUGCGUACCUCUAUGCGUCAAGACUUUUUAGCUUAGCAAUAUGGCAGUUAAACCCCUUGAAAGCCAGUUUUUGAGAGCUUCACUGUCUAAAGAUGGAGCAAAUUCGACAAGAAACUUAAUUGAAGAGAGAGAGAGAGAGAGAGGAAAUGCCACUGUCAAUCUGAAUAAUCAACCAUUUCUAGAUGCUAACAGGAUAACUGAAAUCUUGGUUCCAACCGCUCAACUCAAAUCUCCAACUUCAGGCUCGCAACCUUCGUCUUUUGUGCAAGCUUCCGUACGCACUCUUAAGAUAUCUUCAAAAUCUCAUUAAUCAAUAAAUAUGUAUGUAGACAAAGAUCUAAUCAUCGAAGCCGUGAUAGUAUGGUGUCUCCAAGUCGUAAUGUGUCAUCUCCCAAUAUCAGCUGCAAGCAAAUGCGUAGAUAUUUUUACACGCAUGUUUCCUGAUAGCAGAAUUGCAGAAAAAUUAAAACUUAGCAGGAAAAAAAUCUCUUACAACAUUGUAUUUGGUUUAGCCUCACAUUUCCAUUCUAUACUUUUAAACGAUGCUAUGAAUAGUGGAUUCUACGUAGCUUCUUUCGAUGAAAGCAUGAACAAAUGUUCGCAAAAGCAAUAAAUGAAUGGAAUAAUACUGCAGUGGAUAUAUUACAAAGUUUUUUGGAGGUUACCGAUAAAUUAAACAUGGAAUGCGUCUUGCAGAUAUCAGCGGAUGUGCCAAACGUGAACUUCAAAUUUUCGAAACAAUUGGAAAAUUAUGUUAAAUCUGCAAUUGGUCCCGAUAGUAGAAUCUUGAUGCAAAUGGGUUCGUGCGGAUUGCACACAAUGCACAAUGCGUUUAAAGCUGAUGCCAAAGCCACGAAAAGGAGAAUUGUUAUGUUCAUAAGAGCCGCACACAACGUUUUUAAGGAUGUUCCUGCAAGGAGGAGUGAUUUUCGUCCGCUUACAGGGUCCACUGAACUCACCCCCCCCCCCCCAGUUGGUGAGACAUGGCUGGAAAUAUUACAAAAUUUAGAGAAAUUUAUUGUAGAGGCAAGAAAAAGUAAAUUGGACAUAAAAUCAGAAAGUUACAAAACUAUGUGUGAGAAAGUUGAAGGCAAAAUAUUACCUGCAAAGCUGGUUUUUUGCUUCUAUCGCACGGAGAACUGAGACAUUUUCAAGAGAUUUUCAGAAUGAUGUCCCAUUAGCGCCUUUUCUCCACACAGAGAUAACCAGACUUAUGGUAACCUUGUUGGGAAUGUUUGUAAAAGAAGACAUUUUGGAUAUAGUAGAUUCUGUUGCCAAUAUUGAUCUUAACAGUAAGAACAAUUUGAAAUCGUUGAAGAAUGUAAAGCUCGGUCAUGCUGUUCGGGCAGAGCUUAAGAAGAUACAAGCUUCUGAAGCUGACCUAUCAUCUUUCAAAGAAAAUUUUCGUUUCAUGAUUAAAGUGAUGUGCGAAAAAUUAAUUGAAAGAAGUCCGAUUAAAUAUAAUCUAUGCAAGGGUAUAACAUUUUCUGACCACAAUCUUAUACAUUCCUUUGGGAAAAAAGUUUAUGCUCUUCUCGAAAUGGCAUUAGAAGAAUUUCUUGAAAGAAAUUGGCUGAUUGGAAGUCAGUGCGAUGAAAUUGCUAUCGAAUUCAAGGAAUUAAGUGCCCAGCCGACAGUGCAUUUGAGACUGAAGCCGUAUGACAGAAAAAAGGAGCGUCUUGAUACUUUUUGGAUGUCUGUUCUGACUGAUUAUGGUGCUUCAGAUUUGCUUGUAUCUUUCAUGAAAAAAACCCUCAUUUUGAGUCACGGAAAUGCAUUCGUUAAACGAGGUUUUUCAAUCAAUAAAGAGUUGAUUGUAGAAAAUCAUCUUUCUAGAUCUCUUGUUGCGCAGAGACAAGUAUAUGAUGCAGUUUGAGCAUCAGGAGGCCAAUAAGAUAAAAAGAUCUGUGAAAAGAUGAAAUCCUGUGUACGUCUUUCUCGU
Messenger RNA from Belonocnema kinseyi, 2013 nucleotides. RefSeq lists its product as uncharacterized. Bases 1285 to 1947 code for a protein of 220 amino acids. Lineage: Eukaryota; Metazoa; Arthropoda; Insecta; Hymenoptera; Cynipidae. The transcript is spliced from 2 exons. The record is from RefSeq and is a predicted model, not a curated record.